This is a messenger RNA of Microplitis demolitor, 2075 nucleotides long. It is a transcript of the gene ZnT77C, whose product is annotated as proton-coupled zinc antiporter SLC30A1. The record is from RefSeq and is a predicted model, not a curated record. Gene Ontology annotation, molecular function: zinc ion transmembrane transporter activity. Gene Ontology annotation, cellular component: membrane. The transcript is spliced from 7 exons. NCBI's taxonomy places the organism in Eukaryota, Metazoa, Arthropoda, Insecta, Hymenoptera, Braconidae. Gene Ontology annotation, biological process: zinc ion transmembrane transport; detoxification of zinc ion; intracellular zinc ion homeostasis. The coding region runs from base 462 to 1928 and encodes 488 amino acids.
GCGUUUUUUAUUACAAGUGUCAUUAAAUAUUAGGAAUACGUGAUAAUUAAAUGUAAAUUAUAAAAUAAUCAUAAAAUCUAGUGGUUCGAAGGAAUAAAAUGCAAAGCAGGGAAUGGGUUUUAAAAAAAAUAGUAAUAGUAAUAAUAAUUAUGGUUUAAAAAAAAAGGUGAAAUGGGUGGGGUAUCAGCCAGAAAUAUAUUAACGUGUUGAAUCAGACUGAUUUGUUUUUGUAUUAUUUUUAAAAGAAACCCGUAGACUAAUACCGCGAGGAUUGGUUAGAAAAGGUAAGCGUGGAACUGGUAAACGGUAGAUAGAAGAAAACGAAGACGACGGUGUUAUUCCUCUCAUCUUGUUUGUCGUAACGUUUAAAGCUAAAGUAUCAACGGCUGCGCAAAGUCUAGAGCUUUGUAAAUAUAAUUUAUUAUACGAUAUAAUUAAGAAAAAAAAAAUUGUGUAAGGUCAUGGCCGUAAAAGAGUGGUUUAGACAACUGCAACCAGUUCAACUUUACUUAGUGCUUUUCUUCACAACUACCUUCUUCAUCGUCGAAAUAAUAACUAGUCAUGUGACACAUUCACUUACCCUACUACUUAAUGCUUAUCACAUGCUAUGUAAUAUUGUUGCAUUAGUCGGCUGCAUCGCUUCUAUUAAGUAUGGCAAAGAAGAUAGAUGCCGUAGAAAUCGUAAUUCAAACGAUUCGACAAUUUGUGUUAAUGAAAAUGAAAAAAAUCCGGCAUCGACGGACUCAAAACAUUCAUGUUCAGACAGACAAAUGAAGAAUACAUUCGGAUGGGCGCGAAUAGAUAUUGUAACGAUGCUAGUGUGUUGUGUACUACUAGCAUCUUUUUGUUUUUCAUUAUUAGUAGAAGCAUUGCAGACUCUCAUUCAUAUAGAUCAUCUCGAUGAAAUGCAUCAUCCGGUGCCGGUGAUGUGUAUUGGAGUCUCGGGAAUACUUCUCAAUGCAUUUUGCUACGUAAUUAUCGGCGGUUAUACCUUCAAUCAAGGUCUACUGCUUCAUGUCACUAAAGAUGGAAAUGUCGUCCUUCAAAAAAAUAUAGAGAAUGCAACAGAUGAACAGAGACUCGCUAAUCCGACUAGACGAAGCCCACUAGCCAUUCCCAGGAGACAAGGAUUCCAAGAAAUGUGUCGCGAUGUUCUUGGAUGUAUUUUAGUUGUUAUAAAUUCGUUAUUAGUUUAUUUUACUGAUGCACAUUUGGCUAAAUUUUUUGAUCCAAUAUUUGCUAUGAUUUCCUCUAUAUCACUUUUUGUAUUGAGCUAUCCGUACUUAAGAGAGUCGGGCUUAAUUUUGCUGCAGACAAUUCCCAAUCAUAUUAAUAUUGAUUCAUUAAAAAAAGAAUUAUUAGCUGCAUUUCCGGGUAUUGUUAAUGUACAUGAUUUUCAUGUGUGGCAAUUGGCUGGUGAAAAAAUUAUUUCUACAAUACAUAUUAUAUUUUUAGAUCAAACGGUAUAUUCAGUAAUAAUUGAUCAAGUGACAACAUUUUUUAUGGAAAUGGGAAUCACACACGUGACAAUACAACCCGAAUUUCAAAAAAUAAAAGGCGUUAAUAAAUCUGAUUGUUUGAUCCGCUGUCGAGGUAAACGUUGUAUAGAAUCCCAGUGCUGUUCAAAAGACGAUUUACUUGAAGAAGUAAUAAUGGAUAAAAAUGAUAAGAGUACAACAAUAAACAAAAAAUUUUUGCGUAAAGAAAUAAUUCCCUCAGAGGAAGAUAUUAAUUUAAAAAAAUUCACCCUUCACAAAACUGAUAGUAUUAAAUCGAUGAAUGUGAGUUUGAAAGACACUGAAAAAAUAACAGUUCUAACACCGCCAAAAGAACACAGAAAUAGUUGCCCGGGUAGUAAUGUCAGUAUCAUUAAUGUAGAUGUUAAUUCCAUUAGUGUUAAUGACUCAUUUGAAAAUGUUAAAAAAUAACUUUUUGUAAUAGUAUUGAAUCAAUAACUUUUUUAAUUCUACAGUGUAUUUAUAAUAAGACUGGAUCUUAGAGUAUUAAAAAAUAAGUGUAUAUAAAUUUAUCUUAUAACUGUUAAUUUUUAAUGCAAUAAAUAAUUUUUUUUUCAU